CAAUAAAAUAACUCCAAAAAAGCACCCCUCUUUACUCCUCACUGGCCAACAACAUCUCUUUCUCUCUCUUCCCACUUUCUGUUUAUGUCCAUUUGAUUUAACCACUCUUCUUCUUCUUCUCUAGCAAAACCCUAAAAAUCUGUUCUUUUUGAACCAAUUUUACCUUUUUCAACAUUACAUUACAAGUAAUAACAUGAUCCUCUCAAAGUACACCUGCAUCAUCGUCUUCGUCUCCCCAACACUCCUUCACCCUUAGAUAUUGAUAUACUACUACUUCAACUUCCAUUGCUAACUCUGUCUGAGGAGAUGUACAAGAACCAGCUGCAAGAAUUGGCGCAGAGGAGCUGCUUCAAUCUCCCUUCCUACACCUGCAUAAGAGAAGGUCCCGACCAUGCCCCGCGUUUCAAGGCCACCGUCAAUUUCAACCGCGAGACCUUCGAGAGUCCCAAUUAUUGCACAACUCUCCGUCAGGCCGAACACGCAGCUGCUGAAGUCGCACUCUCUUCGCUCUCCUCCCACGGUCCUUCCCAUUCCCUCGCUGCCAGGAUCCUUGAUGAAACGGGUGUUUACAAGAAUCUGUUGCAAGAGAUUGCACAGAGAGUUGGAUCGCCUUUGCCUCAAUAUACAACUUUCAGGUUUGGUCUUGGACACUUACCUGUCUUCACCGGUGUAGUUGAACUAGCUGGAAUCACCUUUACUGGUGAACCGGCCAAGAACAAGAAGCAAGCAGAGAAGAAUGCCGCCUUAGCAGCUUGGACAUCUCUUAAGCAAUUAGCUCAAGAAGGAGAUGCUGCUGCUUCUAGAUCAUCAUCGUCGUCGGAUGCAGAUAACACCACCACCACCGAUGAGCUAGAACAAGUUAGAAUCGCACGAGCUUUGUUUAACCACCUUUUGAAGGCGAAGAUUUCAACAUCAUCAAAUGCUCCACCUGUUCCAUUUGAAAAGAAAUUUCAAAUCCUUAAUCCCCCUAGAAGACCAUCAAGUCCCCAAAAUACUUCUAAAAUCCUGCCCUUCUUUUCCCAAAAGACGACGAUUUCUAGGACCAGACCCAAAACUCCACCAUCCAUGAUCGAAACUGGUCCAAUCUUGCCCCAGAAGUUUCCCACCGCUCCUCAUUAUGUCCCUUUUCAGUAUUCAAGAACUCCUCACUGUAGUAGUAGAAUAGCCCCACCGGUCACAGUAAGAAGUGCAGUACCAGUUUAUUCUGCACAGCCGUUUCCAAUUCGAAUGCCUCCACCUGUCUGUAUUAGGCAGGCUGUGUGUUCUUCUUCACCCCUUCUUCCUAAGGUUAAUAAUAAUAAUAGUAAUAAUACACCUGUAGUAGUAUUAUCUUCUUCUGCUGCUACUUCACAAGGAACUGGAAACAAUAAGAGUAAUAAAAAUGAUCAUCCUCUGUCUAUGCAACUUCCUCGUGCUGAAGUAGCUUCGGGUCCUUCUUCACCACCAUUUCCAAAUGGAGAUUUGUCAACAAUAAAGGAAUUGCCUCGUGUAGAAGGAGAAGUCAGUGCAGUAAAAUCUUUGGAGCAGCUCAAGAUCUGAUGAUAAUGAAAAGCCCAUGCAGGAUUUCAAUCCUCUAGAGAAAUCAAAGCGUUUGGUAUGUAAUUGUUUGUUAUGUUUUUCUUUUUGGGUCUCCCAUUUUUGUUUAUUGCCACAAUGUUCGUUUAAAUAUUGGAAGCUACAUAUAUGGGUGCAGUUUAAUAUAGCUGUAGAAGCUGCUGCCUUGUAUUGAUCAGUUUCUUCUGGACUGGAGUAGUAGAAUCUAAUGGUUAAAAAACUCUUAUUAUGA
Molecule: messenger RNA, 1786 nt
Organism: Impatiens glandulifera
Lineage: Eukaryota; Viridiplantae; Streptophyta; Magnoliopsida; Ericales; Balsaminaceae
Product: double-stranded RNA-binding protein 2-like
Exons: 3
Coding region: 307-1539 (410 amino acids)
Molecular function (GO): double-stranded RNA binding
Source: RefSeq, a predicted model, not a curated record